GCUCACGUCGCCGUGGAGGACGGUAACGACAACUUAAUCCCUGCUGCCAGACCAUGGAUGUAUAAAUGCCAGACACGUCCCCGGACCUUCAGGAUUGGAGAAGCAGGCCCGACCCAGUCUGGUCUGGGAGGAGAGUUUUACUGCAGCUGUACAUUCUUUCUGAAACUUCGAGGCACCAGAAGAACAGGCUACACUGUCCCUCAGUCAGUCAAGAUUGAGUGAAUAAAGGUGUAUUUGUUUCCAGUUAUAAGCCUUGUCUUUUGUCAACACAACAGCAGCAGAAACCAUGGAGGACGACAUGAUGUUCACUAUGGAGGAGGAGGGCAGCGCCAAGAGACCCCCUGUCCAACAAAAAAACCCCAACCAGCGGUCCUACUCUCUCAGUGACGCCAACGCCAGUGAUGAUGAUGAUGACGACGAGUACCACAAGCACUUCUUUUGCCCAAUCUUGGACGACUCCUCCGUGGAAAUCUGUCACUACCUUAAGAAUCUGGUUUACUCCAAGCAGCUGUCAAACUCCCCUGAGACCACCUUUAUGUUCAAGAAUGAAACAGAAACAGUGGCAGAAACACGGCCAUACAAGGUUGUGUCUGAGAAAGCACGGGCUAGAUGGAAACAUGCCAUUGAAAAGGCCAAAGCUAUGCCCGACCCCUGGGCAGAGUUCCAUCUGGAGGAAAAAGUGACUGAAACCUGUAUUCGUUACAGGUACAAUGCCAGCACAGGAGAGUGGGCUCAAGACCAGGUCCACAUUAAGAUGGCUUCCCAGCCGUUUGGGAAAGGGGCCAUGAGGGAGUGCUUCAGGACCAAGAAGUUGUCUAAUUUCUCACACAGCAGCAAGUGGAAGUCAGCAUCUAACUAUGUGUCCAAGCAGUACAUGGAGACGGUGGACAGGAACGUUUACUUUGAGGACGUCAGGCUGCAAAUGGAGGCCAAACUGUGGGGAGAGGAGUACAGCCGCCACCGGCCCCCCAAACAGGUGGACAUCAUGCAGAUGGGUGUGAUGGAGAUGGUGGACAGACCCGGGAAACCUCUCUUCCACCUGGAACAUUACAUCGAGGGCCACUACAUCAAAUACAACUCCAACUCUGGCUUUGUGAAGGACGACAACAUCCGCCUCACUCCACAGGCCUUCAGUCACUUCACGUUUGAGCGGUCAGGCCACCAGCUGAUCGUGGUGGACAUCCAGGGGGUCGGAGAUAUCUACACCGACCCUCAGAUCCACACAGAGCUAGGGAAGGACUUUGGAGAUGGAAAUCUAGGUGUGCGAGGCAUGGCGCUGUUCUUCCACUCCCACCUGUGUAACAAGAUCUGCAAGAGUAUGGGCCUGACGCCCUUUGACCUUUCCCCCGCAGAGAAGUCGCAGCUGGACUGCACCAACAAACUGCUUAAGUCAGCCAAGACGGUGCUGCGGGGCUGCGAGGAGCCCUGUGGAUCCCCUCGAGUCCGCACCCUGUCAGUAGGCCGCCCCCCCCCACUGUUAUCCCGCCUGUCUGAGACGUCCUCCGCAGACGAGAGCAUGAGCGACGCAGACUCUGUCCCCUGCUCCCCUCUCAUUCUGCCCUGCUCCCCACUGGCUGCUCAUGGAUACCUGGGAAGGUCCCCCAUCUGCUCAUAUUUUACUGGCAUGUAUGAAAAUGAAAGAAAGAAUAGCAACACAGGAGAACAGAAGGAUUCUGAGAGUGGAGGGGACAGCGGCUGUCCCAGCGAGAGAAGGAGUGAUGGUGAUCCAAAUGACCACGUAGACGGGGUCCAUCAUCGCAUCCAAAGACAUUACUCGGAGUCGGAUGACGACAGUGUCAGACGGAUGACGGAGGAGAAGUGGAGCUUCUACCAUUCGUCCCGCUCUCACGUCCACCGGUCCUCCUGUGUGGCCACGGAGAUGGAGCGACUCGAAGCUCCGAUGCAGAAGAAAAUAGGCCAGUCCAUCCUCGGAAAGGUGCACCUGGGGAUGGUGUGGUACCAUGAAGCGGGUCGGUUCUGUGAGAAGGAUGAGCAGUGGGACCAGGACUCGGCCAUGAUGCACCUGGAGAGAGCGGUGCAGUGCGGGGAGCUGGAGGCCAUCGUGGCUCUGGGACAGUGCUGCAUGCAGCUGCCGCAUCACAUCCUGCCAGACAUGCAGCUGGAGGAUAACGCCGGAAACAGGAUGAAAGGCUUUAAGUAUCUGCUGCUGGCUGCUGAGUCCGGUGACAGGUCUUCUAUGAUCACAGUGGCCCGAGCCUUCGAUUCUGGGAUCAAUCUGUCAGCUGACAGAAAGCGGGACUGGGCGGAAGCCAUUCACUGGUAUGAAAAUGCCUUGAACAUGACGGACUAUGACGAGGGCGGAGAGUUCGAUGGGAUUCAGGACGAGCCUCGCUACCUGCUGCUGGCCAGAGUGGCAGAGAUGUACCAGGAGGGAGGGUGUAGCCUCACCCCAGACCCCCAGAGAGCAGGUGAUCUGUUCACAGAAGCAGCAGAGGCUGCCAUGGAGGCCAUGAAGGGUCGAUUGGCUAACCAGUAUUACAUGAAAGCUGAAGAAGCAUGGGCGUUAAUGGAGGAAUAAUUCUGGACACACAUUCUUUAACAAAAAAGGCUACA
This is a messenger RNA of Trematomus bernacchii (emerald rockcod), 2574 nucleotides long. RefSeq names its product eukaryotic elongation factor 2 kinase (gene eef2k). The transcript has 19 exons. Gene Ontology annotation, biological process: protein phosphorylation. Bases 287 to 2539 code for a protein of 750 amino acids. The record is from RefSeq and is a predicted model, not a curated record. Lineage: Eukaryota; Metazoa; Chordata; Actinopteri; Perciformes; Nototheniidae. Gene Ontology annotation, molecular function: calcium ion binding; calmodulin binding; elongation factor-2 kinase activity.